This is a messenger RNA of Cephus cinctus (wheat stem sawfly), 1452 nucleotides long. RefSeq lists its product as uncharacterized. The transcript has 5 exons. Bases 849 to 1289 code for a protein of 146 amino acids. NCBI's taxonomy places the organism in Eukaryota, Metazoa, Arthropoda, Insecta, Hymenoptera, Cephidae. The record is from RefSeq and is a predicted model, not a curated record.
AUCCACAGCCACCUGAAGUAGGUCAUUUACGUUACCGGGGACCGUACCAGUAUUACAAGAUAAGAUACCCACCAUAGUCACCGUGAUACUAUGUCCACUAGUGUUUCUAUAGCUUCCUAGCUAUCGUCCGGAGAGUGUUAAUUUUUUUCUACGAUCUUGAACGUCUACGAGCUUACCGGUCUUCGGACAGCUUCCCGUUACGGACGGAGUGCGGGAUACACGGUGUACCCGGGAUAGAACGACAACGUCUAUGUACCAGAUAGCAAGAAGGAUACACAGUGAGGUUAGUCGAAAAUCAAUUGGACAUUAUUAUGUGUCCCACGUCUCGGAGGAUCAUCAAGGUAGAACACGGAGCUACAUAGGUACGAGGCACGAAGUACCUCGUGAGGGAUAUACGCCGAAGUCAAGUAAUGCAUUCUGUGGAAGUGAAAUGAGUGUUAUUACGUGGAAACGAGUCGGUUGGCUUGCGGCCACUUCGGAAGUGGUAGGUAGAUCUUUUCCCAUAGAAAUACCUAUACACCGGGAUAAUGCCAGUGUCCUAUGGUGGUUCCGUUUCAAAUGGCAUUUCGAAUGCAAUCCCAUUGAGUUUCGUGGGCAUUUCGUGUAGAUGUAAUAUUGCCAGGUAUACCACUUCCAUCUGUGCCUAGGCCUCUCGCGGUUGUUUCUGUCGGAUCAGGCUGUCGACCAUGUUGCUUUAGGUCAGUGCCGCUUCUUUCUCUCUAUCUCAGGACGUUCUACUCCCUCCGGUGGUCCCGGCUGAGUGCCAGAGAUAGGAUACGCGGCAGAAGAACGAAGAAGGGAGUCGGCGAGGAGGAAGAAGGAGGACAGAGAAGGAGUACCUGGGAGGGAUGGGAGCUGGUACUCAAAGGAGGAGGCGGAAGGGGAGGGAAACCGCGGUACUUGGUCUCUUGGUCGGUCGGACCUGGCGUUCGCCACCUCGCCUGCCAAGACCAAACCGUCUUGCGGAUCAUCCACCUGGCGCCCUCGGUUCUGCCAACCUCACGAACGCCGUGCCAUUUCCGUUGUAUCCGGCGAGCUACAAAUUCAUGGGAUCCCAUUGGACGCUACGGGAUAUGCCGGACAGGCAUAACGUGCCUCUGGAAGCCACUUUUUAUAUCACUGAAAAAAUUAAAACUCUCAUCCUGAGCCGCAGCUACUGCUAUACCAUCGAUCGAGGGUUCAAUGGCGACGAUGGCGACGAUGCUGAUUUAUCAGAGGAAAAUAUAACAGGACAGGAUGGAAAGGACGAAGGACCAUGUCUACGGUACCAUUGGUUACCAAGUGCUUAGCAUGGGGCACGCGCACCCAGUUCCUUCUUUGGGCCGCACGCACGGAAAAUCAGGUGAGUGAGUCGGUGAAUAGAGCGAACACGGCGAAUAGGGCGAACGAAUGAGCGACCGAGUUUAAUUCACUCGAUCAGCCCUGAGUAGCCUUCUAUGCUGAAUUGCUCAA